Molecule: messenger RNA, 4946 nt
Organism: Canis lupus familiaris (dog)
Lineage: Eukaryota; Metazoa; Chordata; Mammalia; Carnivora; Canidae
Gene: SACK1C
Product: family with sequence similarity 83 member C
Exons: 5
Coding region: 264-2660 (798 amino acids)
Biological process (GO): epidermal growth factor receptor signaling pathway
Source: RefSeq, a predicted model, not a curated record
GGGCCUAGCACCACCAUUUCCCUGGGCGGGCGAGUCUCAACAGCAGGCAGACAGGUGAGGCUGACCUGACAAGUUCUAGAGGCCAGGGGCAAUGGGGCGGAGCAUGGCUCUGACUUAGGGUGGCAACAGGUUGGGGGCCCUGGCACAUUCAGGGCCGGUAGGCAGGCAGACGGUGGUUCUACUGGUGUCUCUCCUACUACAGCCAACCCUAGGGUGCAGGCCAUGGAGCCUGCGGGAGGGUGAGGACAGCCAGGUGGGCAGGCAUGUUUGGAAGCCUAGGGCCGGGGGACUUGGGAGCCCAGGGCAUGGCAGGACCCCUGAGGGGCCGGGUGGAGGAGCUAAAGAGGCCAUGGUGGCGGGAGGCCUCACCAUUGGUACUCCAGCACAGUGAGGCUGCUAGGCUGGCAGCUGAUGCCCUCCUGGAGCGGGGCAAAGCUGCCUACCUGCAGGUCAUCUCUGAGGAGCGGGAGCUGCCCUUCCUGAGUGCUCUGGAUGUGGACUACAUGACCAGCCAUGUGCAUGGGAGCCCUGAGCUCAAUGAGGCCCAGGGAUUGGACGGCUCAGGGCCUGACCGCCUCAGCCUGCUCUCUGAAGUCACUUCAGGCACUUACUUUCCCAUGGCCUCCGACAUAGAGCCCCCGGACCUGGACUUGGGCUGGCCUGAGGUUCCACAGGCCACGGGCUUCAGCCCCACCCAGGCUGUUGUCCACUUCCAGCGGGACAAGGCCAAGAACAUCAAGGACCUUCUGCGUUUUCUCUUCAGCCAGGCCCGCACGGUGAUAGCUGUGGUGAUGGAUGUAUUCACUGACAUGGAGCUUCUGUGUGACCUCAUGGAGGCCUCGAGCCGGCGUGGUGUCCCCGUCUACCUGCUUCUGGCUCAGGAGCACCUAAGGCACUUCCUGGAGAUGUGCUACAAGAUGGACCUCAAUGGGGGACACCUGCCGAAUAUGCGUGUGCGGAGCACGUGUGGGGACACGUACUGCAGCAAGGCAGGCCGCCGCUUCACAGGGCAAGCCCUGGAGAAGUUUGUUGUCAUCGACUGCGAGCAGGUGGUGGCAGGCAACUACAGCUUCACCUGGCUUUGCAGCCAGGCCCACACUAGCAUGGUGCUGCAGCUAAGGGGCCGCAUCGUGGAAGACUUUGACCGGGAGUUCCGCUGUCUGUAUGCCGAGUCUCGGCCUGUGGAGGGCUUCUGUGGUGGUGAGGAUCUUGUAUCUCCUAGGGUACUGUGUCCUCCUCCAGUGGCCUUGGGAUUUGGGCCCGGUGUGCCAAGCCCCCCCUCAUCCUCACCCUCCAGCAUCAGCCUCAGCAGCAUCAAACGCUCACCUCUAAUGGGCCACUCUUCUUAUCUCGCUCCACCAGGUGGUAGUGGCCUCAGUGAUACGGGUAGGGGGUCCUCAUCCCUGAACCCUGCCCGCCUUGAGGCCAGUGGCCAGACCUCUCUGCAACGCCAGCUGUCAGACCCGAAGCAUGCCUCCCUACUGGGGCCCUACAGAUCCAAUCUAGGCAAGCUGGGGGCAUCCCCAUGGUCACAGUCCUCUCCUGCCCUCAACCACAAUGGUCACAGCCCCUUGACCCUAGCAGUGGGGUCACCUCUGCUUGCUCGCCAACGCCCUCUCCUCCCCUUCCCCCAGGGUGUUGCCACCCUGUCCCGGGUCCCAGAGAAUGGGCUUCUGGGAAGCCAGGAGUCUAACCCCCAACGAGAUCGCUGGGUACCUAGCACAACCCUGGAGACAGUGCAGGAGAAGAAGGUGUCUUUGAGUCAGAGCCAUAGCCAAUUGGAUCUCCUUGUCCCCUUCCCCAGAGCCAGAGAAGCUGGAGACCCUGAUUCUGGGGUUAACCCCAACUCAGACUCCCUCUGGCCUAGAGAGCAGGCCCCAGAGGACAGGAGGUUGUCCCCAAACCAGAGACACAACCAGCUGGAUCUCCUGCCCCAGUCCCAGGGUGCUGGGAGUAUCUCUGAGUCAGGUUCCCCCAGACCUGGCAAUCAAACUCCAGAGGAUAAGAGGCUGUCCUCAAAGCACAGUCAUGGCCAAAUGGACCUCCUGGUACAGUACCCCAAGGCUGGGGGCUCCAGAGCAUCCCCUGGAGCCAACUCCUCAGCUAGGGCUGGCAAGCAGGGUCAAGAUGAGCAACGACGGACCCUGGGCCACAGCCAGCUGGACCUCAUCACAAAGUUUGGCCCAUUCCGAGGCGAGGGGCCUGGGCCCAGUGGUCUCCCCAUACCAAGUCCUGCUCGAAAGGCUGGAGUAGGCUCUGGGGAUGAGAAGCGGCUGACCUUGGGCCACAGCAAGCUGGACCUCAUCACCAAGUAUCAUCAGUUGCAGGGCACUAGGCAAAGACCUGAGCCUGGCCUCCCUGAGGGCCCCACAGGUGGACAUCACAAUGGCAGUAACAAUGGCCCAUUUGGGGAUGAGAAGCGGCUGACCUUGGGCCACAGCAAGCUGGACCUCAUCACCAAGUAUCAUCAGUUGCAGGGCACUAGGCAAAGACCUGAGCCUGGCCUCCCUGAGGGCCCCACAGGUGGACAUCACAAUGGCAGUAACAAUGGCCCAUUUGGGGAUGAGAAGCGGCUGACCCUGGGCCACAGCAAACUGGACCUCAUCACUAAGUACAACAAAUCCAAGUUCAAGCUGCUCCGAAGCCGCUUUGAGUCCUAGUCCUGCUCCCAGCAGGGACAUAUCCUUCUUCCAUCUACUUGGACUUUAGGUUUACUGAGGUUCCAGACUCUAGGGUGUUCAAACAGGGGCUGCAUGGGGAGCAUUUAGUGUCUAGAAGCCCAUAUUAGACAUUCAUGGGGCUCAGGAGUCUUGCUUAUGAACACACCUGCACACACACACACACACACACACACACACACAGAUGGAACCCACAAUAUUUACCAUUUGCCACUGCUGGGCACUUCACACUGGCUAAUUCUCAUUCUUCGUCCUCACAACCUCUUACAAGAUAGACCUCUAUUAGGUAGACAUUUCUAAGGUCACAGGUAUUAUAUUUUCUAUUUUAUAAAUGUGGAAGCUGAGGCCCAGAGAGUUUGAUGACUUGCUUGGGAUCAAAUCCAAGUCAAUGGCAGAGCCAGGGCCCAAACCCAUGUCUUUGACUCUUAAGAUUGUGUUUUUGCACACCAUUGUCAACAGUUCACAUGUCCCCAUGUACACAAAAUACACCACAGAGAUGCCCCAAAUGCCUACACAAUACACUGACAGGGUUCACACUCACAGACACACACUAAGUACACAAAGGUCCAUGUGAUAACACUCAGAAUUCUAGUUAUACUCAAUAAAUGUUAUAUGACUAAAUGAAUGGCUACACAACAUAUAUGCAUUCAGUGCACACUGAAGAACCCUCAGGAUCCACAAACAAUAAAUAUGUAUAUAACCACACACAUAAACACAGAGGCAUGCACACACCAACCAGUGUCUUCUUUGAUCUUAGCUGUGUACCUGGCCCUGUACUGAGCACACCACAGGACUGAUAAGUGAAUCAGGCGCAGUCCCUGGGAGACACGGAUUAAAAGCAUAAACCAAGUCAAGAUAGAACUGUAUCUCAACAGAGGCUAAUCAGUGACAGGGUGGUAGAGAAGGGCAGAGAGUGGUGGUGGUGGUGGAGUGGUGAGCAGUUUCAAAGUGGUGAGCAGCUUUUGAGGCAGGCCUUGAAGUAUGGGGAGGAUUGGACAGAUGAAGAAGAGGAAUUCCUGGCAUAUGGAAGCAGAUGAAGAGAGGCCAGGGAGAGGACUGGAGGAGGGGAUCUGAGAUGAACUGGGGAUGAUGUAGAGGGCAUGGAUACUCAGACUCUGACACGUGCACAUGCAUGCGUGCACACGCACACACACUCAUCAUCAUUUUGCUGAGUGUCCCUAGAAGCACAGGCUCUGACAGGUUGUAUGUUCUUUUCCUGAGCUCAUCACCUGCCUGGGACAAUCUACACGGUACAAAUCAAUAAAAGCAGACAUGCUGUGACCUAGCAGCAGCCUGGUGUGUGCUGAAAAAGGUGGAGUUUUGAAGCUGCAUGUUGAGGGCGGAGAAAAGGCACCAUUUGGUCCAAUUAUGGAGGGCUCCCUGAGGGAGAGUGGAUGGCUGCUGAAGGGCUAGGGGGAGGACAAGGGCUCCAGGACCCCUCUAUCUUCAUUGUAACUUUUUUAAAAAGUUUUUUAAAAACUUAUUUAUUAAUGAGAGACACACACACAGAGAAAGGCAGAGACACAGGCAGAGGGAGAAGCAGGCUCCAUGCAGGGACUCGAUCCAUCCGGGGUCUCCGGGAUCACACCCCGGGCUGAAGGCGGCGCUAAACCGCUAAGCCACAGGGGCUGCCCCAUUGUGACUUUCUAAGAGGCCCAGGGGCAUUUUGUGGAUACAAAAUGUAGAUCAAGUUCAUCUCAUCGAUGAGAGCAGGUCCCUUGACUGCCACCAUUUAUCUUGGGGGCAGAAAGUGGUGCAUGUGAUCAAGCACAUGCAAGGGGCAACACACCAUUGUCCAUCUGGCCUCUCCCUAAGACCCGGUUUCAUCCGUCCUCCCCUCUCUUCAAUACCUUCUUCAGCCUGGUUUCUUCUACUUCACUGGCCACGCCUCCUCUCCAGCCUUUGUCUUGGUCUCAUUUCUCCCCACUAGACACCUCCACGGGUGACCUCGUCCACCCCAGGCUUCGGCCCCAAAUAUCAGCCCUUUACUGUCCCCUGGGCUCUAGAUCUGGCCUCGACGUCUGUCUCGCACCUCACACUAGGCACGUCACCUUCCUCACCCCUGCCCUUCCUCUUAGCCUUUACUUCAACAGAUACCUCCAUCAUCCACUCGUCAGGUAUCUGCCGGGCAUCCCUGGCUCCUCCUCUCUUACGCCUCGCAUCCAACCAGCCACAGGUCUCGUGUGUUCGAGGGUGAGCUCGCCGAUACCAUCCCCGUGGUGCACGCGUCCAUUGCCGGCUGCCGCAUCAUCGGGCGCAUGUGUGUGG